This is a messenger RNA of Rotaria socialis, 633 nucleotides long. The record is from the annotation of a GenBank genome assembly. NCBI's taxonomy places the organism in Eukaryota, Metazoa, Rotifera, Eurotatoria, Philodinida, Philodinidae.
AUGUCGAAAAAAUAUACUCACCAAGCUCUUGUCGAUGCUGUAGCGAGUGAUAUGAACUCAAGAGCAGCUUCAAUUGAGUUCAAGGUUCCUGCUAGUACGAUUCGUCAGCAUCGUCGGGAGUCGACUCUUAACAUCCGUGCUGGUCGUUCUUCGUACUUAAACUCUAACGAAGAAAGUCACUUUGUCUCUCUACUACAGCUGCUUCCAGAAUAUGGUUUUGAUGUCACGAAAACCCUUGCUCUGCAGCUGGCUGCAGAAUAUUUUGAAUCUCUUGAAUUUACUACGCAGCCAGGGUCCAAAUGGUUGAAUUCUUUUGUUAAAAGACAUUCCGAUGAUAUUAUUUGGAAGAAACAAGAAAAACUUGAAAGAGCACGCGCGGAAGCAUUUACCGAACAAAAUCGAUCUGGAUGGUUUAAAACACUUAAAGAUGUGCUGAUCAAGCACGAUCUUUUUGAUAAGACGAACCAGAUAUUUAAUGCAGAUGAGUCUGGAUUUUCAGACAAGACUAAAGGUCAAUGGGUAAUAGUUAAUUCCAGUUGCCGACACGCUUUCGAAUCCAACGGGGGAACUGGAAAAGAUUAUCGCACGGCUCUUAUAUGUAUCGCUGCUGGUGGACAAGUAUUACCACCAUGA